AUGCAUUAUCUCACCCUGCACUGGUUCUAUAUGGGAAUGCUGCUAUUCCUGGCACGUAAAGGACAACAAUAUGUGUUGAAAAGCUGCAAGCAAUCCACUAGCUGCUAUGAAGACCUCACAGCCAUUAAAUAUGGUGAAGGAGAAACAGUGUUCACCAAGGUUUCCUGUUGCAAGGGGAAUGGCUGCAAUAAGGCUACUCCUUCAUUGCCAGAUGUAAACAUGACAGCCAACGGGAAGAAAUGUAAAGGGUGCUUUGCUAUCAACAGAGGUCAAUGCAAUUCUAAAGUGUUUGCCAACUGUGAGGGAGACCAGCACUAUUGUUCCGAUGUGUCUGGCUUCGCAGAGUUUCCAUCCCCUAUAUUUGCUGGACCUCCUUUCUUGGUGACUGUAAUUGCCUUCAAGGGCUGUGCAAACAAAGCUUUCUGCGAUGCACAUUAUGAAGGUGUUUUCCAUACUUCCAUGCUUGUUGUGACUGCAAGAGGUCAUUGCCAGCUUGCUUCUCUUAUGGUUCGUGCCGCUCCACAAUACUUUGGACUCUUCCUUCGAGCCUUGGUUGGGCUCCUCCUUGCAAUGAACUUUGCUUGAUUUCCCUCCAGCAAAAGGGUCCAGGGGAACCACACUUAAAUAGUCCGUCCUUGCCAUGUGG
Lacerta agilis (Sand lizard) is the source of this 646-nucleotide messenger RNA. Its product is annotated as phospholipase A2 inhibitor and Ly6/PLAUR domain-containing protein-like. The record is from RefSeq and is a predicted model, not a curated record. The transcript has 4 exons. Lineage: Eukaryota; Metazoa; Chordata; Lepidosauria; Squamata; Lacertidae. The coding region runs from base 1 to 585 and encodes 194 amino acids.